Messenger RNA from Branchiostoma belcheri (Belcher's lancelet), 1545 nucleotides. RefSeq lists its product as uncharacterized. The transcript has a single exon. NCBI's taxonomy places the organism in Eukaryota, Metazoa, Chordata, Leptocardii, Amphioxiformes, Branchiostomatidae. The record is from RefSeq and is a predicted model, not a curated record. The coding region runs from base 37 to 1455 and encodes 472 amino acids.
CCGGUACGUACUGUCCCAGAUUUUGUCUCAGAAAUCAUGGCAGGGACGUCGUCAGCUGGAAUACCCGUGGACCAUCUCUGUCGGAAGUUUUCUCAAGUCCAACAGGCCAACAGGGCUUGUGACGUGGCGCUCCAGAACAAACUGGACAAUCUAAAGAAGGAAUAUUUCAGGAACCUGCGGAAGAGCACCGACAGAAUAUGGCGGUUACACGGCACGGACACGCCACCGAUCAUGCGCUUGAAACCACAGCGCGUCCGCCAGCGGUCGGUUUCCGUACAAGACUUCAACCUGCCCAGCGCCUACAACCUCAAGUCUUUGGAGAAGGAGCUGACAGAAGUUGAAGAUGGAGAGGGAGACAUAAGGACAAGGGUUGACGUAAGGAAGCAGAGGUACAGCCUCCCCGCACGGCCGUCUACAGCCAUCCCGGUGAGAUACGAGCUUAAUUAUUUUGAAACUUCUGAAAGAACAAUCGGCGAGCAAACACUUUUAUCUCGGCAGAGAAUGCGUCUGAACACGCUGCCGUUUGACAAGAAAACAUUGAGGAAAAACACGUUAUCAGAGGAAACAACAGAGCUCAACGCAGCACAACAAACGUGCGACAGGAGACGGCAUCCGGACCGAUACCGACGAAAAACGUGGUCAGCCGGGGAACCAAACAAUCUUACGACUCUAGCCUCAAAGGAAUGCCGCAGGACGGGGCCAGCUAAGUCCAAUAUUUGUAGCGAUAAGUUUUGGCAGAUUAAUAACUCUAAAUCCCUUCCUAAUGACGGUAACCACAACUCGGUGCAAGCGACAAAAGAUACCAAAUGUCAAGAACAUGUGACCAACGCGGAGCCCAAGCCAGAUGUUUCGCACAACAAACUCAACAACCAUGAGAAAGAAAGUGGCCGCCAGCAGUUAGAGACUAUAAUUGAGGACAUAAAAACGUCGUUUGCGGACCUUCAAGGGAAAGAUUUCAGGCCAAAUGACGUCAAAGGUAUAAACAAAUCCACGGAACCAUCACCAGGCGGACCGAAGAUGGUUAGAAGUAAGACAAGUCCGGUUCUUCUCACGUCGUCUCUUAAAGGAAACGCCAUGUCUAAGAAGAAAACAAGACCUCCUUCUUCUGUUACAUCCAUUUCUGCAUCAUUCCGUACUCGGUCAAAUUCUGUAGUAGUUCGGUCGUCUGACUCUUCGUCACCAUGGCAACGCGCAUCACGUGAUCCAAGCAGACGGCACACGACAUCACAGCUCACUGCGCGUAGAUCAUCUGAGGCACAGCGCAUGCGCACGCGGGUUUCCAGCUCCCGUAGAUCGAGAAAAAGCGGGAUUUUUGGUUACGUAAAUGUCGCCGGAUUGUAUGACGAAGGGAAUGAAAAACAAAAUGGAGACCAAGAUGAAGCCACGUCAUCCCUGUUACAGCUACAAAACUGUAGGUAUCUGAGAAGAGCUUGUGAUGACGAAGAAACGUGGUGACAAAACCAAACUGUUAAAUAUGCAUGUUUGUACAAUAAUGUAACAUUAUGUAACAUAAGGACGGUACAAUAAGCAAUUUAUUGGGUCAUU